AUGGCUGAGCUUGAUCUGAUGGCUCCAGGGUUCUUGCCGGGCGUCACUGCUCAUAUCCUGGCCCCUCUCAGCCCAGACUCUGGGACAGCCAGUCCAGCAGAAGAAGAGGACUGGGGAUCUCUGGGGAUGGCUGAGGGGCAGGACAGCAGCUCUGCAGAGCUGGGAGCUCUUGGUGGUGAAGGUGAGUGCGAGGGUGAAGGCGAGGAGGAGAUUCUGUGUGAUUUCUGCCUGGGAGGCAGCAGGCUGAGGGCAGUGAAGUCCUGCCUGACCUGCAUGGUGAAUUACUGUGAGGAGCACCUGCGACCACACCAAGAGAAUAGCAAGUUGCACAGUCACCAGUUAACUGAUCCGGUGUGGAAUCAGGACCUGCGCAUUUGCCCUGCCCACCAUCUCCCGCUGGUUGCCUUUUGCCACCCAGACCAGGAGUGCAUCUGUGACGAGUGUGGCCAGAACGAACACAAGGGCCACACUGUUGUCUCCCUGGAUGCAGCUCACAGGGACAAAGAGGCUGAACUUCGAUGCACCCAGUUGGACCUGGAACAGAAACUCAAGUUGAAUGAAGAUGCCAUUGCCAGACUUCAAGCAAACCAUAAAUCUGUUUUGGUGUCAGUCUCAGAAGUGAAGGUGGUGGCUGAAGAGCAGUUUGGGGAACUCCUGGCUGCUGUGAGGAAGGCCCAGGCUGAUGUGAUGCUCUUCCUGGAGGAGAAGGAGCAAGCUGCUCUGAGUCAGACCAAUGGCAUCAAGGCCCACCUGGAGCAUAGGAGUGCAGAAAUGGAGAAGAGCAAACAGGAACUGGAGAGGGUGGCUGCCAUCAGCAACACUGUCCUGUUCUUGGAGGAAUAUUGCAAGUUUAAGAACAUGGAGGACAGUGCCUUCCCGAGUGUUUACAUUAGACUGAAGGAUAAGCUCUCUGGCAUCCGCAAGGUCAUCACAGACUCCACGGUACACUUAAUCCAGCUGCUGCAGAACUAUAAGGAGAAGCUUCAGGAGUUUGCCAAGGAAGAAGAGUAUGACAUCAGAACUCAAGUGUCUACCAUCAUUCAGCACAAAUAUCAGACCUCAAAACCUGAGCCCAGCAGCAGAGAAGAGUUCCUCCAGUAUGCCUAUAAUAUGACAUUUGAUCCAGACACGGCACACAGAUAUCUCCGGCUCCAGGAGGACAACCGCAAGGUCACCAAUACUACGCCCUGGGAACAUCCCUACCCUGACCACCCUAACAGGUUCAUGCAUUGGCGGCAGGUACUGUCCCAACAGAGUCUGUACCUGCACAGGUACUAUUUUGAAGUAGAGAUCUCUGGAGCAGGAACCUACAUUGGCUUGACCUACAAAGGCAUAGACAGGAAAGGGGAGGAGCGCAACAGCUGCAUUUCUGGAAACAACUUUUCCUGGAGCCUUCACUGGAAUGGGAAAGAAUUCCGGGCCUGGCACAGUGACACAGAGAUCCUGCUUAAAGCCAGCCCUUUCCGGAGGCUGGGGAUAUUCAUUGACUUCCCAGGAAGGACCCUCUCCUUUUAUGGCAUAGAGCCUGGUGCCAUGACUCUAGUUCACAAGUUUGACUGCAAUUUUUCUGAGCCAGUCUACCCUGCCUUCUGGCUUUCCAAGAAGGAAAACUCCAUCCGGAUUAUGGAUCUAGGAGAAGAACCUGAGAAGGUGGCACCAUCCUCAGUGGAGCCUACUCCCUAG
Orycteropus afer afer is the source of this 1683-nucleotide messenger RNA. RefSeq names its product tripartite motif containing 16 (gene TRIM16). The record is from RefSeq and is a predicted model, not a curated record. Gene Ontology annotation, molecular function: zinc ion binding; protein binding. NCBI's taxonomy places the organism in Eukaryota, Metazoa, Chordata, Mammalia, Tubulidentata, Orycteropodidae. Bases 1 to 1683 code for a protein of 560 amino acids. The transcript is spliced from 6 exons.